AUGGCAGCUCGAGCGAUAAGUGAGAGUUCGAAUAGUUCAGAGCAGAAUUCAUCCGACGAAAGUGAUUUUUACGGCGUAAAUUUAUAUGACAGCGAUGUAGCUGAAACUUCAGAACCUUCUGAAGACACAGGUCCGCGUCCCUAUCGUUACGAGCCUCGCAGAGUUCAACGAGAUGAUGGACAACAACAACAACAAAGCCGUGAGGACGAAAGCGAAAGUGAGAUGGAUCGUCUUGGCAACACAGACUGGUAAUUUUUUUUUGUGUGACUUAAAUUGUAUUGCUUAUACCUUUUGCCUUUAUUUUGGAUUAAUUUUAUCAUGAGACUAGGAUGAACUCAAGCCAUUAUGAAAGGGGUCCUUACUUUUUGUUAUUGUAAUUUAGGUGUGAGUGUGGAAUGUGUCAGACGAUGCCUUCAGUACCCGAAAGCGUAUGUUGUCAUGAAAUAGGGCAAAUAUGGCAAAAAAUUGAAGAGCAGACGGAGGUCCAAAUGUCCUGUAUUACAGAGCAUCCAGGAUUUCAGUCUACUUGCUUGGAUGUUUGGGUCCUUGAAACGGCGUAUUAUGCAUAUAGGCAACAACAUGGCACGGACGGUCAUAGAGGGCACGAGUAUGUUUACUAGUUCUGAAAUUUUUGCUAUAUACAUAAAACAGUUAUGAACAGUUUAUAUAUUACUGCAUAUUCGUAGUUAUAUAUUUAUUCCAACAUUUUUCCUCUCGUUCGUGUCUAGAAAAUUUCGCUACAUCGCUUAUCGCCAACUUGUGCGAUGGUGUUGGGGAAUUAUCUUGGCAGAAAAGUAAGAGUGGCGCUCCCUUCCUGUGCGGUAAACAAAAUACGCCAAAGAUUUCCUGCGGAUUUUGGCACCUCCUACACUGGUUUAAAGCCACCAAACGUACAAUAAAAUAGAAAGAG
Molecule: messenger RNA, 910 nt
Organism: Porites evermanni
Lineage: Eukaryota; Metazoa; Cnidaria; Anthozoa; Scleractinia; Poritidae
Source: the annotation of a GenBank genome assembly